Messenger RNA from Geodia barretti, 2947 nucleotides. The record is from the annotation of a GenBank genome assembly. NCBI's taxonomy places the organism in Eukaryota, Metazoa, Porifera, Demospongiae, Tetractinellida, Geodiidae.
UAACCCACGUGUAUAGUAUGAAAUUUCGAAGUGGCAUUUUGGAACAUCGAGUGAGGGUGGUAUGGGCAGAAACAGUCGCGUUGGCUACGUCGCUGACAGAAAGCUGAUCCCCAGAAUAAAGGAGUACAUUGCGGAGAACAACGGCGUGUGGCUGGAGGCGGACGAAGUGGCAACUGCACUGCAAGCGGAGUACAGUGAAUACGGCAGGAAGAACAAGGCAGCCUUUCGAAGCAGCGUGGCAAAAGCGCUGAAGCUGUUGAAGAAAGGUAGUGGGUGUGGUCGAAGCGAGGCAGGAGUGAGGUGGGAGAGAGAAGAGGGAAAUCUACAGGCAUUGGAGAGUCACCACGUGGAGAAGAGGCGGAGGAAGGAGGGAGAGGGAGCUGGUGAAGAGAUGGAAGAAGGGGUGCCAGAUGAGCCAGUGGGUGGUGUUUGGUCGGAAGAGGAGGGGGAGGAGGAAGAGGGGGGAGAAGAGGUGAAUAUGCUAAAUGACUCCCUCCUACAAGUCUAUCGCCGUGACGACAGCACAAGGUCGCCACACACUCUGACCUCUGGUGGAACGAACUCAGCCCCUUCAACCCCGGAACAGAAAGUUGGAUCCGACCUCCUUUCUGUGGGGUCGGGUACGGGGGAUUCCCCUGUAAUCAUCAGCUGGGAUGACAGCGGUGUUGAAGGUAGUCUGAUGAUGUCACAGGGAGAAACAAAGGAUGCAAGGGAAACCCCCAUGGCGGUGGUGGGGUCAGAGGGCAACACCACUGACUUGAGUAAUGUAAUGCAUCAUGUGACAUCUGGUGACGGUCAUGUGACAAGUGUGCAGCAGCAACUGGACAGAGGGGGUGUGGCAGGGAGGGAGGGUGCGGCCGAGUGUGAGUGUAAGCUGAAGAAAGUGACCUUUGCACCUGACGUCGUGGACAAACAGACCACAUCCAUAUUGAAAAGUCCAGGUGUUCCCAGGAAGAGACGUCACAAGUUGGCGGAGGAGGGGGAGGGGGAGGAGGGGUCGGCUGGUCAGAAGAAAACACCGUUCCCACCGCAGCAGGAGCGGCAAGUCGGAGAAGAACAGUUUCAAGUUGAGCGAUCUUCGGUGACGUUUGCCGACGUCGGUGGCUGUCAGACGGCAAUAGAGGAGGUCCAGAGACUUCUCCUCCACAUGAGGCACCCGGCGGUGUUUUCUCGUCUCGGGAUCCGCCCCCCACAGGGGGUUCUCCUCCACGGUCCCCCAGGCUGUGGAAAGACAUUGCUAGCCUCUGCCAUUGCUGGGGAAAUGAGUCUUCCUCUCAUUCGACUGGCUGCCACGGAGAUAGUGAGUGGAGUCUCAGGGGAAUCAGAGGGCUCUCUCAGACACCUGUUCUCACUGGCCAAGGGUAGCGUUCCGUGUGUCCUGUUCAUAGACGAGGUGGACGUCAUUUGUCUCAAGAGAGAAACGGCUCAGAGGGAAAUGGAGAAGAGGAUCGUUUCUCAACUGUUGGCCUGUGUUGACGCAGCGAAGGCUCAGGGAGUGUUGCUGGUGGCAGCCACCACCAGACCCGACUCUCUAGACCCAGCUGUCAGACGGUCCGGUCGAUUUGACCGCGAGAUCUGCCUCGGGAUCCCUGACGAGCCUGCCAGACUCAGUAUUCUGCGGGUGUUGACAAGAGGUCUUCGUCUGGAACCAGAUUUCCCAUUCCAGGACCUGGCACACCGGACACCGGGUUAUGUGGGUGCUGACCUCCAGGCUCUGAUUACUGAAGCCUCUCUCUGUGCUGUCAACAGGCUCUUGUCCACCAGCGGUAGACACGCCCUCUCAACUCCCGUGGGAGGAGCUUCACCGGGGUCAGAGGUCACAGGUUCAACCGUAACUCCAGAAGAGGGGGCGGCCCCCGGCCCCCACACUGAAAAUCAGAACCCCUCCUUUGAGAACAGAGACCCCCAGAGUUUGGAGGGUCUUGACGACAUAUUCAUAACAGCUAAGGAUUUUGAGCUAGCUCUCCAAGAGGUGCAACCGUCUGCGAUUAGGGAGGGGUUUGCGACUGUCCCUGACACCAGUUGGGACGACGUGGGGGCACUGGAGGACGUGAGAGAGGAACUCACUCUGGCAAUUUUGGCUCCAGUGAGGUACCCACGCCAGUUUGCAGGUCUAGGUCUGACCACACCCCCUGGCAUCCUGCUGGCUGGUCCUCCUGGAUGUGGGAAAACUCUCCUAGCAAAAGCCAUCGCAAAUGAGUCUGGAAUAAACUUUAUUUCUGUCAAAGGUCCUGAACUAUUGAACAUGUAUGUGGGAGAGAGUGAGCGGGCAGUUCGGCAGGUGUUUCAGAGGGCACGAAACUCCGCCCCCUGCGUCAUCUUCUUUGACGAGCUGGACGCUCUCUGUCCAAGGAGAUCAGAGAUGGCCGAGGCAAGUGCAAGCUCAAGGGUUGUGAAUCAACUUCUGACAGAAAUGGAUGGCUUGCAGGCGCGACGACAGGUGUUUAUAAUGGCUGCCACUAACAGACCUGAUAUCAUUGAUCCGGCAGUUCUGCGACCAGGUAGGCUGGACAGGGUCGUGUAUGUCGGUCUCCCUUCCUCCCGAGACCGCACCCUCAUCCUCAACACCAUCACCAAGAAUGGAACCCGGCCCAGGACACGGAACGUGGACAUGUCGACACUCGCCAGUUCCGAGUACACCGAGGGAUUCUCAGGUGCUGACCUGAAGUCUCUUGUGAGAGAAGCUGCAAUAGCUGCCCUCAGGCAGCACAUGCAACUCUCUUCCGAUUGGUUGACUCCUGACCAAUCAGAUCACACCUCAUCACUGUUUCCCGCGGUUACAAAAGUGGGUGGAGCCUCGGAGGGGGAAAAGGUGGACGGUGAAGAGUGUGUUGUGGCGAUGGAGAACUUUGUUUCGGCACUGAAAAGGGUCAAACCCUCUGUCUCAGGGAAGGUAAUUGGUCGAGAAUCUUGUCAUGCUCACAAGCUCUUGUUACAACUGCCCUAA